This is a messenger RNA of Echinostoma caproni, 450 nucleotides long. Lineage: Eukaryota; Metazoa; Platyhelminthes; Trematoda; Plagiorchiida; Echinostomatidae. The record is from the annotation of a GenBank genome assembly.
AUGGCCCUCCCGAAUAUCGGUCAACGACCAAGACUGAACUUGACCAAACCGGAAACACGGAUGCAUCUGUGGUACAAAAUGCGUAAAAUUCUUCGUCAGAUCUACACGGAACGGGAUAAUUUCGAUUACUUUUUCAAAGCCGACGAUGACACUUACGCAGUGAUGGAAAACCUGAGGCAUGCGAUCUACGAUGACUCACCCGAAAUUCCUUUCAUGACCGGCUAUCGAUGGAAUGCCCUCAAACGGAUUGUGGAACUGGCGAUUGACAAACACCCGGACUGUCCGACUACGGACGAGGAUAAAGAAGAUGUAAAAAUGUGUUUAUGCGGUCGGGCAGUUGGAGUAGACCUGCUAGACACAGCGGGUUCUACCGGAAAAUCUGCAUUUUAUCCAUACUCCGUGGAACAUUACUACAAACACCAUAUGCAAUCGGGUAUGGUAAGUGAGUGA